Messenger RNA from Penicillium bovifimosum, 1569 nucleotides. Its product is annotated as pseudouridine synthase family protein. Gene Ontology annotation, biological process: pseudouridine synthesis. The transcript has 2 exons. NCBI's taxonomy places the organism in Eukaryota, Fungi, Ascomycota, Eurotiomycetes, Eurotiales, Aspergillaceae. The record is from RefSeq and is a predicted model, not a curated record. Gene Ontology annotation, molecular function: pseudouridine synthase activity; RNA binding. Bases 1 to 1569 code for a protein of 522 amino acids.
AUGGCCCUCAUGAAUGUCGAUCAAGUGCCCCCCUCCAAACCCGUCGAGAAGACCCCCGAUGUCCUCGUCACACCCUGCGACCCAUGGCCAGCACCAUACUAUCUGGAGGGUGGAUUCCGUCGUGUGAAGCCAUAUCACUAUACCUACAACACCAAUUGCAAAGAGCGAUGGCGGGGUCGCACGCUGGUGGAGAUCUUCACUUCCGAAUUCCGCGAUCGCAAGCCAGAAUACUAUAGAAAAGCCCUUGAAGACGGCCUCGUCCAAGUCAACGGCGUAGUAGCCACCCCGGACACAAGACUGAAAAACGGCCAAGUCAUCUCCCACACCCUGCACCGCCACGAACCGCCCGUAACCAGUCUCCCCGUGGGCAUAAUCCACGAAGACGACGACCUCCUCGUCAUCGACAAACCCGCCGGCAUCCCCGUCCACGCAGCCGGCCGCUACCACUUCAACACCGUAAUCGAGAUCCUGCGCGCCGAGCGCGGCUCAGAAUGGAUUCCACGUCCCUGCAACCGCCUCGACCGUCUAACCUCGGGCAUAAUGUUCAUCGGCAAACACCAACAAGGCGCCGAAAAGAUGGCCACAGCUUUAAAAGCCCGCUCCGUGCAAAAAGAAUACAUCGCCCGCGUCAAAGGCAAAUUCCCAGACGGCGUAGUCGUCUGCGACCAACCAAUCAUGCAAGUAAGCCCCAAACUGGGCCUCAACCGCGUCCGCGCAACGGGAAAAGAAGCAACAACCAAAUUCCGUCGUCUGGCAUACUACCCACCCGAAGCAGCGACCGAAACAGCCCACCUCGUCCCCGGUGAAGGAGGCCGUCCCGCGACCCCGCCGCCAAUGCUCUGCAACGAAUCCGAGGGAUACAGCAUCGUGCAUUGUUUCCCACUUACAGGACGCACGCACCAAAUCCGCGUCCAUCUCCAGUUCCUCGGCCACCCAAUCACCAACGAUCCCAUCUACUCGAACCGCCGUGUCUUCGGACCGGAACUCGGCAAAGCAGAAGCAUCCGCCGAACGCGACGAAGAAAUCGUCGCUCGUCUAUCCCUAAUGGGUAAAACCGAAAUCCCAGAUACAGUCUCCUACCGCCUCCAUCUAACAGCCGCACCAAAUGUACCACCAAAUACCGACCCGGUCCUCGUCAACGAGAUCAUGCACCGCGAACAGAUGGCCGCCGCCGAAGCGUACGAAAAGCGCAAAGGCGAGAAACUCUCUGGUAUCCUGUGCGAUGUCUGCGGUACGGAAUUGUACUCCGAUCCUGGUCCCCAUGAGCUGGGCAUCUUCUUGCAUGCUGUGGCGUAUGCGGAUAAAGAUGGUGAUUGGGGUUAUCGUAGUCCCAUGCCCAGGUGGGGUCUGCCGCCGGCUGGUAUGGAGGGUCCGCGUGAAGUGCCGGAUUGGGUUCCUGCGGACGAGGGGGAGGAGGUUGUUAUUGGUCAUGGGACUAUUCCGCUUGGGCUUGGGGAUGAGGAUCGCGCUGUGGAUGAGAGUACUGGGUCGGUUAUUGUGGAGGGAGUUGGGUUGGUCAAUAUUUCUGAUGCGGCUAGGGCACCAGUGGUGAAUGGGGCUGCUAUGUGA